Messenger RNA from Nicotiana tabacum (common tobacco), 788 nucleotides. Its product is annotated as F-box protein SNE-like. The record is from RefSeq and is a predicted model, not a curated record. Gene Ontology annotation, molecular function: protein binding. NCBI's taxonomy places the organism in Eukaryota, Viridiplantae, Streptophyta, Magnoliopsida, Solanales, Solanaceae. Gene Ontology annotation, biological process: gibberellic acid mediated signaling pathway; regulation of gibberellic acid mediated signaling pathway. Gene Ontology annotation, cellular component: SCF ubiquitin ligase complex.
CCAAAAACAUCCAUAUACUCUUCUUGUAAGUCAAAACCCUUUAAUUUCUUCUCUGCAAAUAUCCCUUUUAACUUCUUUUACUCAUUUAUCUCAUCAACCCCUAGCUAUUUCUAUAUAUUCUUGAGAUUAGAGCUUUGUGUAAGACAGAAAAUGGGAAGCAAGUUUUUUAUCAAUGAUAAUCAAGAUUUGCUGAUAGAGAUAUUGAAGAGGCUCGACGGUCGUUCCUUAGGAGUUGCUGCAUGUGUAUGUAAACAAUGGUGCGCCAUCACUCGAGACGAUUCCCUGUGGGAGCACCUCUGCUUUCGCCACGUGUCGCCGCCGCCGGACGGUGUGAGGACGGUGGUUUUGGCGCUCGGUGGGUACCGGCGGCUGUACAUGGUGUGUGUUAGACCAGUGUUGAAUCGAUUGCGAAAGUGGAAACCAAUAGGAAUGGAGUCAGCUUCUGAUUCGGAGGUUGGGAGGCGAGUUUAUUGGACGCGCCAUGAAGUGGAGUUGUCGUUAUCGUUGUUUUGUGUGGAUUAUUAUGAAAGGGUGUUGUUGGGCGGCGGCGGUGGUGGUGGUGGAGGAGGAAGACACGGCGACGCUGCGUGUACGUCGUCGCUUAUGUUCCUUUGCAACGCCGUCAAUGUUUGAAAUGGUUCAAAUUUGGAGAUGAAUGAAGAUUAUUGAAGCCUAGCCUCAUUAUUAUUCUUUUAUGUUAAUUAUCUUUUCUUCUUCUUCUUGUUUGGUAAUUGUAACUUCUGCCAUAUGGUGAUAUUUAAUAUAAUUACUCCUAAUUAAUAUUGCGU